Messenger RNA from Dichotomopilus funicola, 1710 nucleotides. RefSeq names its product AFG1-like ATPase-domain-containing protein. The coding region runs from base 1 to 1710 and encodes 569 amino acids. The record is from RefSeq and is a predicted model, not a curated record. Gene Ontology annotation, biological process: protein quality control for misfolded or incompletely synthesized proteins. Gene Ontology annotation, molecular function: ATP hydrolysis activity; ATP binding. Lineage: Eukaryota; Fungi; Ascomycota; Sordariomycetes; Sordariales; Chaetomiaceae. Gene Ontology annotation, cellular component: mitochondrion; cytoplasm. The transcript has 3 exons.
AUGUCACUCCAAAUACGCCGCCUUCAUCCCGGGACGCCUCUUUCAGCAUUGUCAAGCGCCGUCGGAGCCCAUCCACGCUGCUCCCAUCUACGGGGACCAUACACACCAUGCGCCCGCCCGGUACCUUACAGGCGGCGUACCAGCGCAGGUAUAAGGGGGGGCCGCCGCUUGCACACGACUACACGGACUGUGUUUCCUGCUAUUUUCGUAGCGGGACAACGGCGAAGUGCAUCGGCUGUGGCCGCGGCAGCUGUAGAGAAUGCCAAUCCAGAGGAUAUUGGUCCGAUACAAGAGUAUGACCGCCGAGUUGACAGUGGAGUUUUGCGAAACGAUGAGCACCAAAGAGGUAUUAUACAGAGCCUACAGCAUCUCCAUGAGGAGUUACGGCAUUACAACGCACCACCCGUCGAGCGCCCGACCCCCGAGUCUCUAAAGCCGAACAAAUCCUUGUUCUCGUGGUUCGGCGGCGGCAGCAAGUCAUCGGCCAGUGCAAUCCCCCCCAGCCUCCCUCGGGGCCUUUACCUGUUCGGCGAUGUGGGCUGCGGCAAGACGAUGUUGAUGGAUCUCUUUUACGAUACGCUACCCUCCAACGUACGCUCGAAGACACGAAUCCACUUCCAUAACUUCAUGCAGAGCGUCCACCAGCGCCUACACAAGAUGAAGCUUCAGUAUGGUAGUGAUAUGGACUGCGUGCCAUUUGUGGCGGCCGAGAUCGCCGAGCAGGGCAAUGUGCUGUGCUUUGACGAGUUUCAGUGCACUGAUGUAGCCGACGCGAUGAUCCUACGUCGACUACUCGAAUCACUCAUGUCUCAUGGUGUUGUUCUCGUGACGACAUCCAACCGCCAUCCCGAUGAGCUAUACAAGAACGGCAUCCAACGUGAGUCCUUCAUCCCAGCGAUUGAGCUCCUCAAGAGUAGGCUGCACGUCAUCAACCUCGACUCGACAACCGACUACCGCAAGAUCCCACGCCCGCCCUCUGGCGUCUACCACACACCUCUCGACGCCCACGCCGCCUCCCACGCCGAGAAAUGGUUUCGCUUCCUAGGUGAUCCAGACUCGCCCGAACCCCACUCGGAGACUCAGCGAGUCUGGGGUCGGGAGAUUGUCGUGCCCCGUGUCAGCGGCCGAUGCGCAUGGUUCACCUUUGACGAGCUGAUCGGCCGGCCGACUAGCGCAGCGGACUACCUGGAGUUGAUGCGAUCGUACGAUGCAUUUGUGGUAACCGAUAUCCCGGGCAUGACUUUUCGCCAGCGCGAUUUGGCUCGGCGGUUCAUCACCUUUAUCGACGCUGUGUACGAGUCACAUGCGAAACUGGUCCUCACGACGGCGGUGCCAUUGCGCGAGCUGUUUGUUUCCCGCUCUGAGAUGCGCGAGUCACUCCUGGCGGCAAAGAAGAAGGAGAAGAAACAACAGGGCGACUCAUCGCAAAAGACUAACGACCAGCCCUCCGAAGAAGACGAAGACUCCAUUGACGACGCCCUCGAUCAUAUGACGGACGACCUCGAGCAUAACGCAGAGCAGCUGGCAAGGUCGAACCUUUUUGCCGGCGACGAAGAAGCCUUUGCCUUUGCGCGCGCACUUUCUCGGCUCAGUCACAUGGGAAGCAAGGAGUGGGUAGAGCGCGGGAUGGGGUUGGAGAGUCAGGGUGGUAAGAAAGAACAUGAUGACUGGGCCAAGACAAGGAGCCGACAGAUGGAGGAUAGCAUGUAG